Molecule: messenger RNA, 2731 nt
Organism: Mustela lutreola (European mink)
Lineage: Eukaryota; Metazoa; Chordata; Mammalia; Carnivora; Mustelidae
Gene: ZNF425
Product: zinc finger protein 425
Exons: 4
Coding region: 100-2355 (751 amino acids)
Biological process (GO): regulation of DNA-templated transcription
Source: RefSeq, a predicted model, not a curated record
UGGGCGGGGCAGGAGGCCGCGCGCAGAGGGAGGUGCUGCGGAGCCGCUUAGGGUCUCGGCGUCUGUCGGGCGGAGGACUCGGCGGGGUCACCAAGGGCCAUGGCGGAGGCGGGUCCGGUAACGAUGACUUUUGAUGAUGUGGCCUUAUACUUUUCGGAGCAAGAGUGGGAGAUCCUGGAGCAGUGGCAGAAGGAAAUGUAUCAGCAAGUGAUGAAGACCAAUUAUGAGACUCUUGAUUCGCUGGGUGGCAUUUUCUCCAAGCCGAAUUUGAUCACCUGGAUAGAACAAGGGAGAAUGCUGUUAAUCAGAGACCGGGGACCCUUGGAGAAAAACAUGACAUUUAGCCCUUCUACUGAUGAGCAGUGGGACUUGCAGAAGACUGGAAAGUUGCUGUAUUUUGGUGACCAAGGAACUCUCGGGGCAAAAGAGGAGGAAGGCCAUUUAAAUGGUCUAAAGCAGGGUUCAUGUGCUACCUUAGCAGGGCAGGAAAGGAAGAUCUUAUCAGAUCAAAGAGCUGCGUUACAGCAUCCAAGUCUCCAAGACAUAGGGAUUGUACAUAGGAACCUCGACCUCGGAGCAUCUGGUCAGGAUAAGAACAAUCCAGGGCGUAAGCGGACAGGUACUCCAGACCACCUGGAAAUUCCACCAGGACCCAGAUGUUAUUCCUGCUUUGUCUGUGGGAAGGUUUUUCAGCUAAAGAGGGACUUGGAAAAGCACAAAAGAAGCCACUCUAAGAGCCAGCCCUGUAAAUACUCCAAGUACAAAAACAAAUCCAGAGGGAACCCCGAGCUCAGGUGGCACCGGAUGAUCCUACGUAAGAAGCAGCGUUUCCAGUGUGGCAAGUGCGAGAAGAGGUACUGUCUCAGAUGCAGCCUGGUCACUCACCACUGGGUGGUUCACUCAGGGCAGCAGCGCUAUCCAUGCCCGGAGUGUGACAAGACCUUCCAGUGUAAAGCCACUUUGAAGAAGCAUCUGUGUUUGCACAAAAGGGAGAAGCCAUUUUCCUGUGAGCAGUGUGGCAAGGGUUUCAUCCAGCGACGCAAGCUCACAGAGCACCACAGGGUGCACACUGGGGAGAAGCCUUUCCAGUGUCCAGAGUGCCACAGAAGCUUCCGCCUACAGAAGAGUUUGAAGGCCCAUCUUUGCCAACACAACGAGAAGAAGCCCUUCCAUUGUCCAGAAUGUGGCAGAAGCUUCUCCCGGAAGGCUGCCGUGAAGGCCCACCAGAGAACGCACAGUGGAGAGAAGCCGUUCUCUUGUGACGAGUGUGGUAGGAAGUUCACACACAAGACAAAACUCACUGAACAUAUCAGAGUCCAUACCGGAGAGAAGCCCUUCCAGUGUCCUGAGUGUAAGAAAAGUUUCCGCCUGAAGAGAAGCCUAAAAGCCCAUCUGUUUCAGCACAGUGGGAAGAAGCCCUUCCAGUGUCCCGAGUGUGACCGGAGCUUCUCUUGGAAGAAUGCCAUGAAGGCCCAUCAGCGUUUACAUAGUGAGGAGAAGCCGUUCUCCUGUGGUGAGUGUGGCAAGAGGUUCACCCGGCCCUCUAAGCUCACUCGCCACGGCAGAGUCCACAGCAGGCAAAAGGAAUUCUCCUGUGGUGAGUGCAAAAAGACCUUUCCUCGGCAGUCGAGACUCACGGAGCACCUCAAAGUCCACACCAGAGAAAAGCCCUUCUCCUGUUCUGAGUGCCCUCGGAGCUUUAGCCGACACUCGCACCUCACUGAGCACAUGAGACUUCACAGUGGGGAGGAUCCUUUCCAGUGUCCCGAGUGUGACAAGAGCUUCUUCUGGAAGGCCUCCAUGAAAUUCCACCAGCGGAUACACAGGGGUGAGAAGCCCUUUGCUUGCGGUGAGUGUGGUAAGACCUACACUCAACAGUCUCAGCUCACGGAACACAAGAGAAUCCACAGUGGAGAGAAACCCUUCCAGUGUCCUGAGUGCCACAAAAGUUUCCGUCUCAAAGGAAAUCUGAAAAGCCACCUGCUCCAGCACAGUGACAAAAAGCCAUUCUCCUGCGUUAAAUGUGGCAAAAGUUUCACUCAGCAGUACAGGCUCACCGAACACAUUCGAGUCCAUAGUGGGGAGAAGCCCUUCCAGUGUCCCGAGUGUGACAAGAGCUACUGCAUAAGGGGAAGCUUGAAGGUCCAUUUGCAUACGCAUAGUGGAGAGAAGCCCUUCAGGUGCUCGGAAUGUGGCAAGGGGUUCCUCCAGAAGAGAAGUCUGAAGACCCAUCUGCACCAUCACAGAGGGGAGAGGCCUUUUUCUUGUGAUGAAUGUGGAAGGAGCUUUACGUACAUGGGGGCCCUGAACACUCAUGUUGGAGUGCAUGCCAAGGAGGAGCCCUUCGGUGUCUAGGUCAGGCGGUGCAGAAAGGAGGCGACAGCUUUCAGGUGGAACUAGCAGCUUGUGGAUCCACAGUAUCAGCUGGAUGAGGAAUUCACAACAUGUGGGCCUCAGAUACGCUGGCCAGCUGCGCAGCAGGGAGGACGUGAUGGCUGCUUGACGGAGACUCCGAUGGGCCAGACAUCCCCGCUCCGCAAUCCCCAUGGGCCAGGCCUGCCAGUCAGGGAAGGAGCAUUUUCUCUCCACUUUCUGUUCCCAGGCCUCCUUACUUAAAUUUGUGUUGAGAUUUUCAGUGUUUUUUCUCCCGCGUGCUGAGAGAGCAUCUGUGUUUAGGCAGGAUUUCUCUCUAUUGCCAAAAAUAAAUGUCAUCUCCCAUCUCCUUCGUUAA